CCACAGCACGCUGUGCGCGAGGCGGAUGUCCGGGCCGGUAGGGCCGGAGACACGGACGAGAUGGCGGAAGGCGGGGGCUGUUGUGAGCGACCGGAUGCGGAGACCCAGAAAUCCGAGCUCGGGGCCUUAAUGAGGACCACGCUCCAACGAGGGGCGCAGUGGUAUCUUAUUGACAGCCGGUGGUUCAAGCAGUGGAAGAAGUAUGUGGGCUUCGACAGCUGGGAUAUGUACAGUGUGGGUGAACAUAAUCUGUUUCCUGGCCCGAUAGAUAACUCCGGACUCUUUUCAGAUCCUGAGAGUCAGACCUUGAAAGAACAUUUAAUUGAUGAAUUGGACUAUGUAUUGGUCCCAGCUGAGGCCUGGAAUAAGUUACUAAACUGGUAUGGCUGUGUAGAAGGCCAGCAGCCCAUUGUCAGAAAAGUUGUAGAGCAUGGCCUGUUUGUCAAGCACUGCAAGGUGGAGGUGUAUUUGCUGGAAUUGAAGCUUUGUGAGAACAGUGACCCCACCAAUGUGCUGAGUUGCCAUUUCAGCAAGUCAGACACCAUCGCAACCAUUGAGAAGGAAAUGCGGAAGUUGUUCAACAUCCCUGUGGACCGUGAGACACGGCUGUGGAACAAAUACAUGAGCAACACCUACGAGCAGUUGAGCAAGCUAGACAACACUGUGCAGGAUGCUGGGCUGUACCAGGGUCAGGUGCUAGUAAUUGAGCCACAAAACGAAGAUGGCACGUGGCCAAGGCAGACCCUGCAGUCAAAAUCAAGCACUGCGCCUAGCAGAAAUUUUACUACCUCUCCAACAUCAUCAGCAAGUCCCUAUUCCUCAGUAUCUGCCUCUCCCAUUUCAAAUGGUGAUAGCACUAACACCUCUGGGAUGCACAGUUCCGGUGUCAGCAGGGGUGGAUCUGGCUUCUCUGCUUCGUAUAAUUGUCAGGAGUCCCCAUCAACUCACGUACAACCUGGGCUCUGUGGACUUGGAAACCUGGGAAACACCUGCUUCAUGAACUCCGCCUUGCAGUGCUUAAGCAACACUGCACCACUGACCGACUACUUUCUCAAAGAUGAGUAUGAGGCUGAAAUCAACAGGGACAACCCUCUGGGAAUGAAAGGGGAAAUUGCAGAGGCCUAUGCAGAGCUCAUUAAGCAGAUGUGGUCUGGAAGGGAUGCUCACGUGGCACCUCGCACGUUCAAAUCAUUUAGCACACACUUAAGUGACUCAGCCCCCACCUCUGGGCCGAGGAUACUUCAGAUAAUCAUUUGUAUUACUCAGGUGGGACGUUUUGCCCCUCAGUUUUCUGGCUACCAACAACAAGACUCUCAGGAGCUGUUAGCCUUUCUUCUAGAUGGAUUGCACGAAGAUCUGAACCGAGUGAAGAAAAAACCGUACCUGGAGCUGAGGGAUGCCAAUGGGCGGCCAGAUGCGGUUGUGGCAAAGGAAGCCUGGGAGAAUCAUAGGUUGAGGAAUGACUCUGUGAUUGUGGACACGUUCCAUGGCCUCUUCAAAUCUACCUUGGUUUGCCCAGAAUGUGCUAAGGUUUCUGUGACCUUUGAUCCAUUUUGCUAUCUAACUCUCCCACUGCCCUUGAAGAAAGAUCGAGUUAUGGAGAUCUUCCUGGUUCCCGCUGACCCUCGCUGCAGACCUACCCAGUACCGUGUGAUUGUGCCGCUGAUGGGGGCUGUGUCUGACCUGUGUGAGGCUCUCUCCAGGCUGUCUGGCAUUGCUGUGGAAAACAUGGUGGUCACAGAUGUGUAUAAUCACCGGUUCCACAAAAUUUUCCAAAUGGAUGAAGGUUUAAACCACAUCAUGCCUCGGGAUGACAUUUUCGUGUACGAGGUCUGCAGCACUUCCACAGACGGCUCUGAAUGUGUCACGCUUCCAGUGUACUUCAGGGAAAGGAAAUCCAGGCCGUCGAGCACUUCCACUGGGGCAGUGCUAUAUGGGCAGCCACUGCUGGUUUCUGUCCCCAAGUACAAGCUCACCCUCGAGUCUUUGUACCAGGCUGUUUGUGAGCGUAUCAGCCGCUAUAUAAAACAACCUUUGCCUGAUGAGUCUGGCAGCUCGCCCUUGGAGCUGGGGUCCUGCAAUGGCUCCAGGGGCAGCUGUGAAGGAGAAGACGAAGAAGAAAUGGAGCAUCAGGAAGAAGGCAGAGAGCAGCUUUCAGAAACAGAGGACAGUGGGGAGGAUGAGCUGGGAAGUGACCAUGGCGAGACCACCCAAAAGAAGCUCAAAGGCCGACCCUGCCCAAAAAGGCUUUUUACCUUCUGCCUUGUGAACUCCUAUGGCACAGCCGACCUAAAUUCCCUUGCAGCUGAUGGGAAACUGCUUAAACUCAACUCUCGAUCCACACUAGCCAUCGAUUGGGAUAGUGAGACCCGGAGCCGUUAUUACGAUGAGCAGGAAUCUGAGACCUACGAGAAGCACGUCAGCAUGUUGCAGCCUCAGAAGAAAAAGAAGACAGCAGUGGCCCUGAGAGACUGCAUCGAGCUCUUCACUACCAUGGAGACCCUUGGGGAGCAUGACCCCUGGUACUGUCCCAACUGUAAGAAGCAUCAACAGGCCACAAAGAAGUUUGACCUGUGGUCCUUGCCGAAGAUUCUGGUGGUCCACCUCAAACGUUUCUCCUACAAUAGAUACUGGAGGGACAAACUUGAUACAGUUGUGGAAUUCCCAGUCAGAGCUCUGAACAUGUCUGAGUUUGUCUGUGACCUGUCAGCAAGGCCUUAUGUGUACGACCUCAUUGCCGUGUCCAAUCAUUAUGGAGCCAUGGGGGUUGGCCACUACACUGCGUACGCGAAGAACAAACUGAAUGGGAAAUGGUAUUACUUUGAUGAUAGCAGUGUGUCCCUGGCCUCCGAGGAUCAAAUAGUGACGAAAGCAGCUUAUGUGCUGUUUUACCAGCGGCGAGAUGAUGAGUUGUAUAAGACGACUUCACUCAGUUUUCCUGGAUCCUUUGAUGGAGGGACGAGACCAGGCAGCUUACAGCAGGGCAUGGGGGAUGAUGAGACUUGCAGCAUGGACACCAACUGAUGCUGCCUCAGUGACGCUGCACCACAGCACCGGUGCAGUCCCUCAGGAGAACACCUUUGACACUGAAGACUUGCUAGUGUUCCGUCUAAAAACCGGAUGAGGAAAUUCUUUCUUUUAUGAGAAAAAAAAAAAAAAAAGGGUUAUGUGAGGAGGCUGAAUUAUUUUUCUUUUUAUACAGGUGGUGAGAAAUUUCUGUAAAACCUCGUGGAGCUGCAAAGUAGGGGUCGGGAGGGGGGGCACAUAAUGGAAUAUGUCUGAUGGAUUCCAGAGAACGGAGAGGAACACACUGUCAUUGAGUUUGGUGUGGCCAUGAAGACCUGCCACAGGCUGGUGAAUGAUUACUGUUCCCCCCAGUAGUCUGCCCACAGUAAAUGAAGCCUCGACUAAAUGAUGUCAUCCCCUUCUCCCUUGCUGUGCACUGAGAUGGGUUUAUAAUACCCUAAAAAUUAGCCACCAAAGCCCAUUUCUGUUUCCCUUUGUGUCAUCUUGGAAUAUCCAGCUUUCUUCUCCCUAAUGAAAUGAAGAUGCUUGGUGUUGGGGUUUCCUGCCCCUCCGUCUCCUGUGGAACCUAGCAGUUCUGUUAUGUACCCCAGCAUCCUUGAUGAAUUGAUACCCCUCUGGCACUUUUAUUAGAUAUCACUUGGAAGUUGGUACACUAAACUGCUGGGUACUGGG
Molecule: messenger RNA, 3699 nt
Organism: Globicephala melas (long-finned pilot whale)
Lineage: Eukaryota; Metazoa; Chordata; Mammalia; Artiodactyla; Delphinidae
Gene: USP4
Product: ubiquitin specific peptidase 4
Biological process (GO): protein deubiquitination
Cellular component (GO): nucleus
Molecular function (GO): cysteine-type deubiquitinase activity
Source: RefSeq, a predicted model, not a curated record